Molecule: messenger RNA, 3728 nt
Organism: Hypomesus transpacificus
Lineage: Eukaryota; Metazoa; Chordata; Actinopteri; Osmeriformes; Osmeridae
Gene: hif1an
Product: hypoxia inducible factor 1 subunit alpha inhibitor
Exons: 8
Coding region: 248-1318 (356 amino acids)
Biological process (GO): negative regulation of Notch signaling pathway; peptidyl-aspartic acid hydroxylation
Cellular component (GO): cytoplasm; nucleus
Molecular function (GO): ankyrin repeat binding; [protein]-asparagine 3-dioxygenase activity; peptidyl-histidine dioxygenase activity
Source: RefSeq, a predicted model, not a curated record
CCUGUCGUUUGUCUUGAGCUGUCAUUGCUGUUUACACAGUUUUGUGUUUGCAACUGGCCGUGCCACAGUUUGGAGUGUUGUCGUUGCUAGCUGGUUAAAGCGCAGCUAGAUUUCCAAUUUUCUUGGAUCGUAAAGGAAUGGUUGUGUGUAUGGCACGAUUUGGUGAGUGACUUUAGAUUCAGAAGAGAGUCAGCUUCUCAAGAGAAAAUCGUUGACGGGUCUAGGGCAAUCUUCGAUACUAACGGACAUGGCAGCAGCAACAGUGGUGGAGUCUGAUCAGUCGUCAACCGAAAGCGGUGCCGCAUUUACUGAACUAAACAGCACUGGCUGGAACGAAUCUCAACUUCGAAAGUAUCCUUUUCAAACAAAACCCAUACCAAGACUCUCUCAUACGGAUCCAAGAGCCGAGCUGCUUAUAAACAAUGAGGAGCCUGUGGUUUUAACGGACACAAAUCUAGUGUAUCCAGCUCUGAAAUGGGACAUAGGUUACCUUCAGGAGAACAUUGGGAGCGGAGACUUCUCUGUUUACAUUGCCGAAAACCAUAAGUUCCUCUACUAUGACGAGAAGAAAACGGUCAACUUUGAGAACUUUGUCCCCAAGUCUCGAAGGAUGGAAAUGAAAUUCUCAGAAUUUGUAAACAAAAUGCGUGAAACACAAGAACUGGAUGGAGAGGAGAGGGUGUACCUGCAGCAGACUUUGAAUGACACAGUGGGAAGGAAGAUUGUGGUGGAUUUCCUGGGAUUUAACUGGAACUGGAUCAACAAACAACAAGCCAAGCGCAACUGGGGACAACUUACAUCUAACUUACUGCUCAUAGGCAUGGAGGGCAAUGUGACCCCAGCUCACUACGAUGAGCAACAGAACUUCUUUGCUCAGAUUAAAGGGCACAAGAGGUGCAUUCUGUUUCCCCCAAACCAGUUUGAGUGUCUCUACCCCUUCCCUGUACACCACCCCUGUGACAGACAGAGUCAGGUUGAUUUUGAGAACCCAGACUAUGAGAGGUUUCCUAAUUUCAAAAACCUAGUGGGCUAUGAGACUGUUGUGGGCCCAGGGGACGUGCUCUACAUCCCUAUGUAUUGGUGGCAUCACAUUGAGUCCCUUUUGAGUGGCGGAGUGACUAUCACUGUUAACUUCUGGUACAAGGGUGCCCCAACACCCAAGAGGAUAGAGUACCCUCUGAGAGCCCAUCAGAAGGUGGCCAUCAUGAGGAACAUAGAGAAGAUGCUGGGAGAGGCUCUAGGAGACCCACACGAAGUCGGACCUUUGCUGAACAUGAUGAUUAAGGGGCGAUACGACCAGGACCAGAGAUUCAGCUAGAACCUCCUCUUGGAAACAGUUACCAAUCUGCUGCUGAAAUUGUGUGUGAGAGUGCUUGUGUUGGUGAGUGUGUGUGUGGGUGUGUGUGCGUCUAGUAUGAGUGGACACGAAUGCACUUGCAUGCAAACUUGGACUGUUGAGCUACCAUUGCAUGGCAGUACAAGGCUACCCUGAAAGACAGGGAAAUCUUCCACUCUGCUUCGAAUUGCCUGACACUUUUUUUUAUUUUAUUAAUUGGAGUUUCAAGCUGCCAGAGGAAGAGACUGAACUAGUGGUCAAUUUCCUCUCCGCAUGCUGUCAAUGAUUGCCUGGUAUUGAAUACAUGACUUACACUCUAUAGGUAUUUUAUUGGGAGUAAAGUAUCCUUGCAUCGUGUGCUUGGGUGUGUUGGUAUAGGGAACUUAACCACAAUAUAUCUAGAUAUUUAUAAGCCAGUAGUUCUUGCUCUGUCAACACCACUGCAAAAUAGGAAUACCCUGAUAUAACAGUGAUUGUGGGACACUCUGCCUUAGCUACACUGUGAUUUGAGAGCUAAAUUACAGGAUUGACUUUCUCAAGUUUUUUUUGCAUACCUGUAAAGAUUUUAACAAAGAAUAUUUUGGGGGGGUUGUUGUUAUGGCUGAUUUAAUCACUGGGUGUCAGAAAGCAGUAUUUUAUUGCCAGAUAAAAUGUUAAAAAAAUGCUGACCAGUUUUCAAAAUUGGGCCAACAUUUUCUUUAACAACACUGAAGGAACAUGUGAUAGUUCAUGUGAUAUGUGAUUUUAGUUUAAUAAUUUACAAAUAGUUUUGUGAUUGUAUGUUGCUCAUAUCUUUGAUUUCAUGAAUAAGCUACAUUUGUUUGUUAUUUGAUAAUCAAUGUUACUUGAAAUGGAAACCACCAGUCAGGGCAUGAAAGGACAUAUGCAAACAUUUCAAUCAUAACUGCUCAGUCUAUUUUGGACAGAAAAAAUAACCCUCAUAUAAAAGCCAUUUUGCUAGAUUUUCCCAUCUUGCAAAUCUAGCAAAAUGUGACUGAAUUGUUCAUUUGUAUCUUUUUUAAAUGCAUUGCAAUGCUGUACCCACUUGUGUAAUUUACCCUGUGGGUGACUCCUAGUGGCUUUAGCCAGACAGCUUUGUUCCAUAACUGCCACUAGCUGUGGUGGAAAAUUAGAUUUGGGAUGUAACUUCACUGGUAGAAUGCCUCAACUGAGGUAUAAUAAAGUACCAACAGCUUAAAUACAUAAUGACCCAUCUUUGUCCAGGUCACUCUUGCAUGUUUGGUUUACAGUUAUUGUAUAGUGUAAAUUCAAAGCAUUACCGAUUCAGUUAUUGAAGAUUUGGCUGACAUUUUGCUUUGAAAUAUGAUUUUUUGUUUGUUUGUUCAAUCAAAAUGGUUGACUGCUAAUUUGUAUCCCAGUUAAGGAAUGCAUUUAUGCAAAAAGUCCCAUUGCUAUUGUUUGGACAGGUGUCAAAGUGAUUAGGAUCAUGGUUUUUAUUGUGCCAUUGUGAAGUAUUUUCUUUAAGCAGGGCAAACAGACAGCUGGCAGUAACUCAGAGAGAUUCAAAUGACAUGUUGCGCUAUACUUGCCAAACAGACUGUGUCCUAAUGAUUAAAAAGCUGAUUGAUUGAUAACUAUCAAAAGCAGUAGAUAAACAAUAUUUAAAGGUAUUCAAACACUUUUUAAUUACUUUGCCAAUAUGGGGAGCAUAUUUGUCACCAAAACAGGAAUAUGUGUGUUAAAUUAAUUCAUGUCAUUCUGAAUAAUGAUCAUGAUAGUUUAGCAGACCUAGUGUAAGCUUAUCCAAUUUAUCAUUGACAAAUGUCGGAGACCUAUUUAAUAGGGACGCAUGUUUUUGGUUCAAGAUUUAAUUUAAUUUGUCUUUUGAAAACAAAUUACAUUGGAUUUACAGUAUAUAAGGAAAUUAUUUUAAGCCAUGUGUAUUAUUUGAUUAAAUAUGGGGAUUUGUUUCAUUUUCAGGUGACUGAAAAUGAAUCCAAUGUAAUUUGGUUGGCAUGUGCAUAGCACAUUUAGUUCCAUCAAAGAAUAUGGAAGUGUGUUGGUUAUACAACAAAAUUGUUCAAGUAUCUGUUCUUCAGUUCACUGAACCUAAGUUGAAUUGUGGUUUCUGUAUGUGCGUUCCUCCCUUCACCUGUACUGUACCACGUGCCUAGGUCUGUUAUGGAAUUGCACUAGAAGUAGGCAGAAUUAUUUUCUAAGAUUAAUUUAAAUUAAGGCUUUAAAUGUGACUAUUUGACAUGGUUUGUGAAGAUAUUGGUAUUAUGUCAUUAGUAUCCUUUUGUCAGAAAUGUAAAACUAUACUUUUCUUCUGUUCCUGCACUUGUUUUGUCUGCUGAAUUUUGCACUGGUUUGAAUGACUGGUUAAUGUAUGUUGUUGUGCAAGUAGCUUUGAAAUAAAACUUUACUGAAA